Molecule: messenger RNA, 3822 nt
Organism: Musa acuminata AAA Group (dessert banana)
Lineage: Eukaryota; Viridiplantae; Streptophyta; Magnoliopsida; Zingiberales; Musaceae
Product: protein E6-like
Exons: 2
Coding region: 28-789 (253 amino acids)
Source: RefSeq, a predicted model, not a curated record
CCACCAGCAUCAUCGUCUCCACUCCAAAUGGCUACCUUGGUGAAGCAACUGCCCCUUCUCUUCCUCCUCCUCCUCGCCUUCUCUGCGUCCCAAUCAAUCCAUGCAAGAGAGAGCCAGUUCUUCAGUAAGACCUCAAGAGAAGAACCCAAGGAAGCCGCUGCACCCUCAAAGGGAGAGGCUCCUGCGGCCACCAAGAAGGAAGACCCCCCUGCGCUCCCUCCCCAGAGCCAUAAUGGCCAUGGCCUUUACGGGCGUGGCCCCUACCGGUUCUCGCCCACCACCACGAGCAGCUACGGCACCUACAACUACAACGGCGGCGCCCGUGGGAAUCGCGAUUCUACCUUCCAAUCCGGCGUCCCGGCUGGCACUGAGCUGGGCGGCGAAGAGAAAUUCGAGAACGGGGAGGAGUAUCAUGCGGUGUACAACUACGGCACGCGAUGGAAGCCUGACAACAACCGCCCCUCGUCGUUCUCGAACGAGUACGAGACGACGCUGACGACGACGCCGCCGGCGGAGUGGAAGGGCGAGACCGAUCCCACCAAGCAGUACGGCAUGAGCGACACCCGGUUCUUGGAGAACGGCAAGUACUUCUACGACGUUAAUGCCGAAGGGAAACAGUACGCACAGCGUUCCUACCAGUGGAGGGGAAACCCUGAAGGAUAUGAGCCGUACACCGGCGCAAGAACUGGCGGCUAUGGCGACAGAAGAUAUGGUUCUUGGAGGGGCGGCUACGGACACAGCAAUGCCGGGGAACAGUACCAGGGCAGCCAAGAGGACUACGUUCCUUGAUAGACCCGCCGCCAUUGUAGUAGCUAAUGACUCUCCAAAGCCUUUGGUUUCAGCAAGUGUGUUGAUGGUUCGAGUCAUUCUCAAUGUUUCUUUCUUGAUGCUUCUCAUCAUGCAUUUGGGUAGUGCGCGAUCGAAAUGUAAUGUUUCAGAUAUCGAGAAGUAUUAGUGGUUCGUCGGUUAAUAGAGACGCGAGACUAACGUGCCAUUUGCUUCGAUCAAAUCUUGCGAACCGGAGACACCCGACUCGAACCGUGGUCCAGUCCGACCCUUCACGGUCGGCUCGAUCUGGUGAAGACGAUCCACUUGGUCAUCGGUGGCAGAACGACGAGGCCGCCGAACUCCUUCCUCCCACGGCCUCGGCGCGCCAGACCCCUCUCCCAUCGCCCAGAGGAGGGCGUCUUGUGUGACACCUUCCGCUUCCUCGCCUUCUCCGCUGCCGAGAUUCCCGCCAGCGAUUACCUCUCCCUCGACGAGAUCCUCGGCCCCCUUGGGACCCCCGUCGCCGCCACGUUCCCCGCGGCCGGGAGCCGCAUGAUCCGGCCCCAAAAGAUGUGGGGAGCUGACCGUGAGAUGGUGUCCCGUUUAUUGUGGUUUUAGGUCUUGUGCAUCUACGGUCUUUCAAUCCGAACCAAUCUAUCGAGUAGGUCGAUUGAGACAUCUAUUUUUCUACGUGUACUCAUCGACUUUCUUUCACAUUUAUGGUUAUUUUUCUUGUCAUCAUCUGAUAUGGAUUUUUUAUUACUUUACUGACCACUAUGCAUGCAAAAUCUGCCCCUGCAAAUGGUGAUAUCAUUCGAACAUGUUGCGAUUGCUGCAGAAAUAAUUGAUUUUUCUGACUUCACCACUCCAACUCCGGAGAAACAACCUCACUUUUAAGAUUUGGAACAGGUCCAGAGUGAUAAAAGGGUAUAGUGAAUUUCUUUUGCAAAAUCAAGUUAUGUUAGGGGGUUCAGUAUCCUUCAUUUCCAUGUGUUCUUGCUUGAUCCUAUUGCGUUGUAUAAUGCUUGCUAGUCUUUUGUCCUUAUCUUAUACAUGGAAUUCGAAACUCAGAAACCAUAUCUGCUCAGAUAUAGUUUUAGCUUGGUCAGGUGCAUUGUAUUUAAUGAAUAUUUAUUUUAUUUGAAUUCAUUAAAAAUGAACUAGGCACCAGACAAUGACAUCAGGAGGAACUCUUGCAACUAUUGUAAGGUAAGCUUUCUGUGCUUCAGCUUAUCAACAUAAUUAUUCUCUGCUGCAAAAUUUGAUACAUUUAUGUAAUUUUUGUGCUGCAUUUUGAGAAGCUUGCACUUGCAGCUCUAGGUCUGUGUUUUUGCAACACAUUUUACCUGGUUCACUUAGGUAGUUCAUUGUUAAUCGCUCAUCUAUGCUUUGGACAAUUAGGGCAAACCCUAGUGCCACCACAUAUUUUUCACUGAGGUCUUCCAAAUGACCACACUUUUUAUUAAUGUUUGAGACACUAAUAUUCAUGUGGAAAUUUGCUUUGCACAAUCAAUAAUACUAAGUACAAAGCUUGACAUAGUUUCACAUCAAUCUAAGGCAGGUGACGUCUUCUUUGUUCCUUUCGGUUGCUUUUGCACUGUAGUCAACAAUGUCAAUAGCGGUCUCAGGUUUAUUUGAGAUCAAAUAUGGUGAGACUAAAACAUGUAAAAUGGAGUGCCAUGAGUUCCAUUAAGAACUUCAUUCAGUGCUGUAUGGUUCCACAUUUAUUGGGGAAUGUGUGACCUUAGCGCACAUCACCUGAUGGUCAAGUUAGUCCGGUGCCUCCGGGCUACUCCAACACCCUUAUCAGCAGGUUUCCAAAUGGGACACAUUUCCAAGUACUUACAACCUGAAUGGCCGUUUGACGAUGAUUCUUGAUAUUUGGCUGUACAUAUAAAUGGGAAAUCUACAAUGUCACAGGUAACUAACAUCUGCUACCCUAAAGUCCAAAUGAAUGACAAUGUUUCUGAUAGACAAAAUAAUAUGCAUACUGAGGCUUAACUUGGUUUUUGUGGCUCUGAGCACCUAAAGCAUUGCGCGCUUUAUUUUAUAUUGCUUUAGGACAUGGAACGAUGCAUCGAGGGUUUUCCUGAUCUGUGGUGUGUCAUGUCAUGAUGGUCAGAUAACUGUACUUUUAAGAAAUUUCUGAUGUGGCUUAGUUGGAACUUCCACCUUGGAGGGUGGUUGCCUAAUUUCUGAUAGAGUAUAUGCAAUAACAAAGUAUACAUCUUUAAUUGCAUUAGAGCAUUUUGACAUUUGUUUAGAGUUUUCCAUGCAUGGUUAUAAUUAUGUUGCUAUAUCAUAAUUAAUGCAGGAUGUGCUGCUGAGUCGCUAAAUUCUAACAAUUUUGGUGUUUGUGAACAUUUCAAAUGCCUUCUCAUUGUAUGGUUGGAUAUAAUUUAAACAGAGCACUUAUUUUCUAUCAUCAUAUUAUUCUGUUCUGUGAUAUGUCGGUUCUCUGUGUUGGCCCAUGAGCCUUGUUUCUCUUCAUUACUGUCCAUUUUUUCUGAAGUAUUAAACUGCUGCCUAUGUAACUUACAUUUUCUAAUCACGAACUCGAAGCUAAACUUUCUAAAAUUUUAGAUGCUACAGGUUAAGUCUGCUUCUGCCAUGGCUUUUCUGCAUCAACGCAUGUGAAAGCCAUCUCACGGUUGGACCCACGAAGGAGCAUUUUAGGGACAAUAAUUAGACCAGAUACACUGCCUUUACGUCGGAGAGGCAAAAAUGGUGGACAUCUAUCUCACUUUAGUAACCUGCUUUUGGGGCAGGUGAACCAGCAGUUUGAGAGUGGGAUGAUGAACCGCUGCCCAGGAAGAGACUCUAUAUUAUAGAUUGUCAUUUAAGAUGUUAAAAGUCGAGACAUAUAUUAGGUAAAGGUGAGCAUUAAGAGUGCCAGUGGAAUGAAGCAUGGGAAAGUGUCUCGGAACAGAGAUUUUUCAUUCUCCAAAUCCUCUCUUAGCACUGUGGUCAUAUUCAUUAAUUGGCUGCAGCUUCCUGUCUCAUGUAAUUUCUUUCUCAUAUUUUGCAGAUAUCGGAACGGUUGAUUAUAUUUUA